Molecule: messenger RNA, 540 nt
Organism: Podospora anserina S mat+
Lineage: Eukaryota; Fungi; Ascomycota; Sordariomycetes; Sordariales; Podosporaceae
Exons: 1
Coding region: 1-540 (179 amino acids)
Source: RefSeq, a predicted model, not a curated record
AUGCGGCCCUGCGUCAAAGACCUGAUGAAGCUGUGCAAAGCGUUCAUCAAAGCAUUCGACCAACCAAUUUCCACCGGAGAGACAUCUACCGAAGGACUACCGCGGAAGCAGAUCGCGAAUCUGAUGUCAGCAAAGAUCUUCAUGGACCAGCCAUCAAGAAAUGAGGCGUCAUAUGGCUUUGGCUGGGCCCGCGUUCAGCCUCCCGGAAGAAUGGGUCAGAUUGGCAUCAAUCCCCAUUUGAUGCCUGAGGGGAUGCCCGUUGUCGGCAAAGGAGUACCGUCCCGUUUGGUUAUUUUCCACCAAGGAAGCAUGCCUGGCACAUUGGCUCUCAACAUGCUUGUUCCGGACACGGAAAGCGCCAUCGUCAUCACACCCAACGCACUGGCUUUCAACGACGUCCCUGACUGGGUUGGGCAGCUGCUGCUGGAGGAGUUUCUCGAGGUUCCGACCCACAAACGCAACGAUUACAUCGCGGCAGCCAAGAUUUCAGCAGCUACAAAUCUCCGGUGGUACCCUGAUCUCGUUGAGGAGCUUGAGUGA